This is a messenger RNA of Sturnus vulgaris (Common starling), 1983 nucleotides long. The record is from RefSeq and is a predicted model, not a curated record. Lineage: Eukaryota; Metazoa; Chordata; Aves; Passeriformes; Sturnidae.
AUGGUGUCUGACUCCAUACCUGAUGACUACGGCUUGACUCGCAUCGUGGGUGGUACAGGUGCCAAGCCAGGGGCCUGGCCGUGGAUUGUCAGCAUCCAGCAUCCCUGGAUACCAGGCCUGGCGCAUUUUUGUGGAGGGUCUCUCAUCACUGCAGAGUGGGUCCUCACAGCAGCCCACUGCUUCGACAAGAUUAAGAAAAUUGGCAUCCUGAAAGUGGUGAUUGGGGCCACUCAUUUGACUCACCCUGGCCAAUGGACACAAGUGCGCCGGAUUAAGAGACUAGUUCGUCAUGAAAACUAUAAGAGAAGUGAUAUAACUAAUGACAUAGCUUUGCUGGAACUGAACGAGCCUGUCGAGUGCAGUCCCUACAUCCAGGUGGCCUGUGUGGCUGACCCCACCGUAAGAGUCUCAGAGCUGCUAAACUGCUGGAUUGCUGGAUGGGGUACAACCACAGAAGGAGAUGAAGAUUUAAGUGAUGACCUGCAGGAGGCCAAGGUCCAGCUCAUCGAUCUCCAGCUCUGCAACAGCACCUUCUGGUACGCAGGGGAAAUCCACACCCACAAAGGGAUAUGUGGGCUCCGACCCAUGAUGUAUGAGUAUGAGUACCUGGAUGAUGUCGACAACACGACACGCGUCGUGGGAGGCGCAGAUGCCAAGCCAGGGGCCUGGCCGUGGAUUGUCAGCCUUAAGCAUCCUGCAAUACCAGGCACAAGACAUCUCUGUGGAGGGUCUCUCAUCACUGCAGAGUGGGUCCUCACAGCAGCCCACUGCUUUGACCCCAUCAGGAAAUUUGGCAUGGUGUAUGUGGUGAUUGGGGCCACCCAGUUGACUAAGCCAGGACCUGGAGCACAACUGCGCCGAAUUAAGAAGUUAGUGCGCCAUGAAUCCUAUAAUAAAAAUGACAAAAGUAACGACAUUGCCUUGCUGCAACUGAGCAAGCCUGUUGAGUGCAACUCCUACACUCAGCUGGCCUGCGUGGCUGACCCCACCCUAAGACUGUCAGACCUGCAGAACUGCUGGGUGGCCGGCUGGGGUGCCGUCACUGCAAGAGCUCAAAACUCAAGUGAUGUCCUACAGGAGGCUGAGGUUCAGCUCAUUGAUCUCCAGCUCUGCAACAGUAGCGGCUGGUAUGCAGGGAAAAUCCACACCCACAACUUGUGUGCUGGUUACCCAGAGGGCCUCAUCGACACCUGCCAGAGUCAUGACUACAGCAUGAUGCGCAUUGUGGGUGGUGCAGAUGCCAAGCCUGGGGCAUGGCCAUGGAUCGUCAGCAUCCAGCAUGCCAGGAUACCAGGCACAAAGCAUUUCUGUGGAGGUUCUCUCAUCAGGGCAGAGUGGGUCCUCACAGCAGCGCACUGCUUCGACCUAAUUUUGAAUACCACCAUGGUAUAUGUGGUGAUUGGGGCCACCCAGUUGACUAAGCCAGGCCCUGGGGUACAAGUGCGCCUAAUUAAGAAGUUAGUGCGUCACGAAAACUAUAAGAGACGUGACAUGAGCAGUGACAUUGCCUUGCUGGAACUGACCGAGCCUGUCCACUGCAGCCCCUACAUCCAACUGGCCUGUGUGGCCGACCCUAUCCUAGGAAUGUCAGUGUCACAGGAGCAUAACAACUGCUGGAUUGCUGGCUGGGGUGCCAUCACUGCAAAAGAUAAAAACCCAAGUGAUCACCUGCAGGAGGCCAAGGUCCAGCUCAUUGAUCUGCAGCUCUGCAACAGCACCUUCUGGUAUGCAGGGAAAAUCCACACUCACAAUUUGUGUGCUGGUUACCCAGAGGGCCUCAUUGACACCUGCCAGGUAGGAGCAUGCCAUGAGCCACUCAGCCCCCAGCAGCACCAGGCUGACUACUGGUGGGUUGUUGGAGUGACCAGCUGGGGAACAAGCUGUGGCAAAGCAAGGCGGCCUGGAGUCUACACCUUCACUCAGUACUUCUAUGACUGGAUCCUGGCCCACAUUGGCACAUAUAAUAUUAAAAGUGCUUCCUGA